UAGGGCUUUCUUAGAAUGUAUAAAGUGAAAGUAGACCUAAAUAUAAAUAUUAGUUCCCUGUCAUUAUCUGACAUUUGAUUUUUGUUCUGUGCAUGUUAAUGGAAUAUACAGCCUCAAAAUGGCUGAAAACAAGUACACAAAGCGAAGAUCGGAGUUGAAGAAGAAUCUGUACAAGCUACUAAAGGAGCGAGAGCCUGAUGGAAUCCCCAAGGCACACCUGUGGAAUACCUACAGCAGUAAGGUGGAAAAGAUCAGUGCCGAGUUUUAUAACGUCAAAAAGAUGCACAAAUUCUUGGAGGUGUUUGAUGACAUGAUUAAAGAGGUGAUGGUCAGGGGGCGACCCACAAUUCAGCUGAAAGAUGGGUACAAGCCCGAGGGAGAGAAACCCUCGGAAGUACAGAUAGACAGGGUAUCAUCGUCCGAGUCAGAGGAAGUAUCCACACAGGGGAAAGAGAAGGUUCUACAAAAGGCAGUGAAGCCAGUGGGUAGCAAUAAAGAGAGGGAAAGCAGUGGAGAGAGGGCAAACACUCAAAAAGAAUCACCUAGGGAAGAGGUAGUGUAUCAGAGAUCAACAGCUAGCCCCAGCACACCUGUGAUACCUGUUCUACAUCAGCCGUUUGUGCCAUUUCCUUCCUCCACUCUGAUUCGUCCACUGAUGGGGAUUCCAACAGGUUUCCCUAUCCCGACUGGUCCACGGUCACUAACAGGGCUGCCUUUGUGUGCCCCACCGCUGAUGAUGCCACAGCAACUCAGACAGGGGGCUAUAGCGAGACCAGUGCAAGACUCGCUAGAGUCCAGCAUCACUGAUGCAGUGAGUGAGUUCCUGUCUAAGGCCAGAAAGGAAAGCACUGUGGCCACCACCGGCAAAUUCCCAGAUAAUCCUUGCGUAGUGUCAUCUGGUUCUAGUAGUGAGUCAGAAAGUAGUGAGUCAGAAAGUGACAGUGAAGUGGAAGAAACAAAACCAAGCAAGAUAGUAGAUGAACAUAAAAUGAAGAUAGAGGAGACAAGAAGGAAAGUGAAGGAGAAUGUAGUGGCAUUGUUAGUCCUUCAUCCAAAAGGUAUUAAAAAAUCAGAGAUCUGGCAAUGCUAUCAAAAUAGAUUUUUUAGUUUGCCAAACAAAAAUCAAGUUGGACUAACCAAGCUCAGCAAUGUGUUAGAUCUCUUCGAUGAUGUUAUGGAAGAAUAUCAGGAUGAACAUGGGAUCCAUUACAUGAGGCUAAAAAAGAAAGCACAAAGAAAGGUCUCUGAUUCCUCAGACAGGAGCACACCAGUGAUUGAUCUAACAAAAGAUGAACCAUCCACUAGUCGUAGGAACCUGGUGAAUCUCACCCAGGACCAAAGUCCUUCUGGCUUCAUCCCUCUCUCAUCCUCCAAGUCUACACACCCUGGUGACCUUCAGAUGACACCUGCUGAUGGUCAGCCCAUGAUACAGAAGACUCCUGCAUUUCUCCUGCCUACUUCUCAAUCCAUAGGAUUUUUCCAGCCUACUCCUCAGUCCCAAGCAGGAUUUAUCCAGCCUACUUCUCAAUCUCAGGAUUCCUUGCUUAGAGUAGGCCAACUGGUGAUCAGACCAGUCAGUCUCAGAAAGUUUGAACCAAAAGAGACACAUCUACCGAGGAUCUGGAGCAAAGAUAAAUAUGGCAGGUUCUCACAGGAUCAGAUUCAGAUGGUCGCAAAGGAGUGCAUAGAAGCACUAGCAGAAGCAGACGAACAUGUCAGCGUGGAGAGAGUGGAAAAUCUGAUGCUGCAGAGAUUUGGUAAGAGGAAUAUUGCUGAAUUAGGCCACUGGCGUAAUGCUCAACAGAUACCUUGUCUUUUUGAACACAACAGAAUGAUCUGCAAGGUCAAUGCUUAUGUACAGGCCUAUAUGAACACUCACUCGAUUUGUACACUACAUGAAUUGAAGUUAUGUAUGGCUGAAUUUGCUCCAGACAAAGAUAGUUUUGAAGCUUUGCAAAUUGGCCCCUUGCAAAGGCUGCCCAUAAUUUACAACCACUUCAAAUUCCCCCAUGAUAUGGCUGAUAUUCCAGAAAUUACAACCUCUGAUAUUUUUGAAAACUUGAGAAACUACUUGAACAAGUAUCAAAAGUGGAGCACCAAACUGGAGUUGGAACACUUCAUGGAAUAUUUGGUGGAGACGUAUCAUGUGGAAAACGCCUAUGUGUUAGGAAUCCGAAUCCGUAGUCUGCCUUUGGCCAUGCAGGUUUUGAAAAAGUCCCAGCGAGAUGCAGGUGGAACACGCAGAAAAGUGACAGAAGACACGAAAGAAGCACUGAAGCAAGAGAUAGAGCAGGCAUUCCACCGGUUCAGAGCAGCACUGCUAUCAAAAAGAGGCGAUGGACAUGGGCAGAUUAGGGAUCACUACCUACAGUUAAGUCCUACCAAGGUUUUGACAGAGAUUUUUGACAAGUACCGCCUGUUGUGUAACUCUGUUGAAAUCCCAGCAAACAAACAGGAGAGAAGAAAUCUCAACAAGUUUGUGGAAGCAGUCAACAAUUUCCUUCAGGUGGUGACUAGUGAGAGCUUUGGUCGAACCCUUUUUCACAUUGCGCUCUGUAUCAGUAAAACGGAGGUUGAUGCUAUACAUAGACAGUUCUUGACAGAAGCCACUAAGCCAAAGGAAGUUCCUGUUACAGUGUCAAAGAAACCACCUCCUACCAAAGAUUCUGUGGUGAAACUGCUCAAAACUUACCUUGACAGAUGCCAGAAUCAUGGGGCUCUAACACUGAAAAGUUUAGACCAUAUUGAGGAGAGAAUCACUGAGCAUUUUGAUUUUGAGUCUUUUAUGGCAAUGGGAUUUGGACGAUUCAUUGAGUUUCUUCUGAAGGAAGCCAAACAGGAGCUUGAUGAUUGUGGGGGAACGAGUUUAGGGUCAGGAGGUCACAGCGAGGUGGCAGGGGGAUUUCUCCCUACACUAACUCACAUUCUAGAGUUUGUUCACCAGUGUAGACAGUGCAACUUUUCUCAGGAGGAACAAAUACAGCAAGCGAUUUGUCACCAGUUUUCUGUGAAUGAGGUCAAACAAUUGGGCCACGGAACGACCUCUCGUCUGAUUGGCCUGGCUGAUCGCCCAGGGAAGCAUGUCUCCAACCACCACUGUGUGAUGUAUGAGGCAGCAGUACUUCCUCCAGAAGGUUUUGAGGUGAAAGGUCAGACUGGAAUUCUGGGACACCAGACAAAGGAAGCAGCCUUGGCAUGUCUGGAGAACUGCCCACUGCUGGAGAACAUGGCGGAAUGGAGUCAGUGGACCCUAGUGUUUGAACCUCAGCUGGGAAAGUUACGAGACUUUAUCCAAAAGUAUGGAGAGUGCCAAACCUGGCCAUUAGAGGGUGGAAAUAAGAUCAUGAAGACAGACUUUAUUGCUCUGGAGAGCUCUCCUGGUCAGUUCCUGAGGCUCAUCAGUUCGUCGUCCCCAGAGAAGUUCAAUGCUGCCCUACAGAGGAGAAGCCCCCGUGAGGUCGGUGGACACCUGAUGUCCUUGGUGGUCGGAAGUAAGGGAGUGGAAAACACACCCAGAGCUCUGCUGGCCAGUCACAUCAAGGAGGAGUUGUUCAAACUGCAUGGCGAGGCUUCUGUUGACAGAACACCAGGGGCACCUGCUAGCUUUCAGCAUGGAGAGGCUGUUGUAAAAUUUGUGCUAGACUGUCUCCUAGUUCUCCCAGUAAAAAGCUGCUCAGUUCUGGCUAACCAGAUGUUCCUUGAUCCUUUGGGUCAGGUAGUAGGACAAUCUAAAUCCAAGACCCUCCUGCUCCAGUCCUGUACGACUGAGAGCCAGGUAAGCCAGCUCCAGAAGCUUGGCUGUAUGCUGGGCGUGGCUGAGUGGACCAAUAGUAUUCAGGCCAGGUGUAGACCAAGCCACGCCUCCCUAGAGGAAGUGGACUCCGAGAUUGCUGAUGAGUUCUUCAGAGAUGAUCCUGAGCCAAUAGAUGACAGUGAAGAUGAAGAAGAUUCCGCCUCCACGUCCUACCUGUCAGAUGUGGAAGUAGAAACAGAAGUCAAAGGUCAGGUGGAAGAGGAGGAGCUCAUUGUUGUGGAUGAGAGUACAGAGAUUGAGAUGGAAGAGGGAGACGUAACAGGAGACAAACAGAAAAAAGAGGUCACCAUUGAUCUGACAGUAAAGUCUGAGGAUAAUGUUAUUGAUCUCUUGUCUCCGGAACCCAAACCAGAGGCGAUGUCCAUGGAAACAGAUGCAGAGAAGACAUGCCGGGGAAUCGUGGAGCAGAUUAGACGUGAAGAGUUUGGAAUUGGAGUGGAACUUAAUGAAGAUGGACAGCGAUUGAUGAGAGUCCAACAGGAGAGACUAGGUCGAAGUCUGGACAGACUGUCCAAGGACCUCUACAGCAAGGAUACCCACUUUGUGUUAGAGUUGAUCCAGAAUGCUGAUGACAACUCUUACCCUGACAGUCUUGGGGAGGAUGAGUGUCCCUCCGUACAGUUUAUCAUGCGGCCUGAGGGUGUGGUGGUUCUCAACAACGAGACAGGAUUUGCAGACAAGAACAUCCGGGCUCUUUGUGAUGUAGGAAGGAGUACCAAGGGAAAACACAAAGCAGGCUACAUAGGGCAGAAAGGCAUUGGGUUUAAGUCUGUAUUCCGAGUGACGGAUGAGCCAGAGAUCCACUCCAAUGGAUUCCACAUCAAGUUUGAUGUCCAUUCCGGACCCACUGGCUACAUUCUGCCCCAAUGGGUGGAGGAGGACGAGUGGAAAGAUGGGGAGGGCUGGACAACAAAAAUUGUGCUGCCAUUGAAGGAAUCCAUAAGAUCCCAGACAACGACCCUGGCUGCUAGGUUCAAUGACAUCCACCCAUCUCUGCUGCUGUUCUUAAAUCGUCUCAGAAAGAUUACCAUUGACAAUCGUGUAGAGAACUUUGUACAGAACAUUCACAGAAAAGACUAUGGUGAAAAUGUUGUGGAAAUUACACAUGAUGAUAAAAUGGACAGAUGGCUAGUGGUCAAGAAAAGUUUGGAUGCCUCCAAAAUUUCCCUACAGGCCAAGUCUGGGGUGGAGGUAGAGUCUACAGAGAUCGCCCUAGCCUUCCCACUGCGACCUCCAGGGCAAAAGAAAGACAGCAAGUUUGUUCCACCCAAACAACCUGUGUUUGCUUUCCUUCCUUUGAGGAGUUAUGGAUUCCGAUUCAUUGUCCAAGGUGAUUUUGAUGUUCCGUCCAGUCGUGAGGAUGUGGAUAGGGACAGUUCUUGGAACCAGUGGCUUCGUAAUGAAAUCCACAUCCUGUUCUUGGAGGCCUUGGAAAUAUUCAAAUCUCAUGCUGACUUCUCCAACAUGGAAGCUGUAACCUCCUUCCUGCAGUUUGUUCCAGUAGAGGAUGAGAUUAUAGAUUUCUUCAGGCCAGUAGCAAAUCAGAUUCUUCAAAAGUUACGGGCAAAACCAUGUGUCCCUACACAGCCCAACAGCAAAGGCCAGUGUGCUUGGAAGAUCCCUUCCCAGAUGGUGAGGGUCAAGGACCCUCUUGUCCUUGAGGUUGUGACCCCUGACCUCUUGAAGGACACACUGAAUCUGUUCUACCUCCAUCGGGAUGUAGCAGCUACAUUGAAUUCGAGUCUGACCCACAGUCUGGGUAUAGAGUCUCUGAACACGGAGCACCUGCUACUAAUUGGGAAAUCCCUCUCUCUGCAGUGGGCAGCCACCGAUGGAAGAGACAAAGACAGUGACAUACUGAUGACAGCUAAGUGGCUUGCCUGUGUAUACAGAAGUCUGAACGAGUUUACAGAUAACCAACCAGUGUAUGACAAACUGAAGGCCCUCAAGAUCAUCCCUCUGGCUACGUACCAAAGACAGUGCACGGCAGACAGCACCAUCUUCUUCCCUCUGUCUGAAAACACAGAACUGUCCUACAAUGAUCCAAUGUCAGUGCUCCAGCAGGAUUUGAACACAAUCCACCCCCUGCUGGUGUCGUCCGCUGACAGUGAGGUGAACUCCCAGGUUCAGAAGCUGCUACUGAAGAUAGGGGUGUGUCAGCUGUCACCCAGGGAGGUCAUCAGUCACCACAUCCUGCCAAUCCUCAAGUCAAACAAGGUCAAGGAAAAGAGUGAGAACAUCCUGAUUAGUUACAUAGUGUACAUCAAAGAACAGACAGAGCGCGACCCCUCACUUGUUAAUAUGGAGGAGUUAGGGAUGUCGGCCAUGUUGAAAACUAACAAAGGGCUACAGAAUCCUUUCAAAGUCCCCAUCCAUUUCACUCCAGAAUACAAGAACAGCAUCAAUUUACAAGCUGUGCUUCCAGGAUAUUAUUGGGUAUUACUGGACCCAGUUUAUCUCAGGAACAAGAAAAAUCCAGUGGAGAUUCAGAGAUGGCGACAGUUCUUUUCAAAGAUAGGGUUGACAGACUUCAUAUCACUAAAACAAGUCAAUGUGGAGAUCUCCAAUGAAACCAUUGGCACUACUUCAUGGGCCCCUCUGAAGGAAAUCCUUGGAACAAUUCCCAAAGGAAGCUACAUAAAAGACUGGUCCUCGUCAGAACUGGUGGACCUAAUCCAGAACAACAGCCAGCUGACGUCCUACCCCCAACAGAUGAGGACCCUGUGUGUUCUGUUGGCUGAGGAAUGGGACAGGUGCUUCAGCCGAUAUAUUUCCACUGACAUGUGUACAGAGUCAGGAGGUCACCUGAAAGAUGUGGACUCUUCUUUCAGCUUGCUCCUUAGAACUGCUAGUUGGGUGCCAGGCACCCAGACCUGUGUUACAGUUGAGAAUGAAGAAAUUCAUGUGACAGAGAAGGUGGUAAUGAUGCAGCCAUCCUGUUUGUAUGCCCCUGUGAAAGACAUCAUUGACCUGCUGUCUUAUUUUGUGAUCUACAUUGGUGUGCAGAUUCCUUCAAAGAGCUCUUUUGGACAGUUUUUAAGGAUAAAGUAUUCUGUUGAGCUACAUGACCUGAAGAAGUUUUUGAAAGAAUGGGGCAACAGGGAUUCUGAGCUUACACCAAAGUUAUUUGUAACCUCCAGACAACACAUUAGUGGGGUGUACCUCUAUCUUCGAGGUAAUCUACCCCCAAAUGAAACCCACGAGCUGUUUCUUGAUCACCCAGUCAUCUUUGUGCCAGAAGAUAAAGCCCUGCCUGUGAGAUUUGCCGCUGGUUCUGUGAAUCGCUCACUAGGAGAUCUCCAGGCUGGGAGGAUGUUGAGUAAGAAAGAGGUCUGGUGGUUUGAUCCAACAGGCCUGAUAAUGAAACACAGCGAUAUCAUUCAAGACUUGCACUCAGAUCUGUCCAAGAAAGCCAUCCUCUUUGACACCUAUGGACAAGAGCAUGAUCUCGAAGAUCUGUUUCAUACUGCCAUGCGUAUUGACAUGGAGCCCAGUUUGUCGGAGUAUGGGGAGUUGCUGGUUUUGAUGGGACAAGUUCUUAGUUUGACUGACAAGUCUGUAUUAUCAGAUGUCCUUGCUCUCUAUGUUACUAUUGGACGGAAACUUAGGCCUGAGAAUUCGUAUAUGCCUGCCAGUAACCCCCAGACAUGGAUGAAUAUCCUUGAGUUGCAAAUAAAGGCCUUGAGGAGUAAAUUUGAAGGUCAGAAGAUUCUUGCCACAACCAGCAAUAGAUGGGUUGGAAUUGAUGACCAUCCAAUGAUAGCAGACAACAGGGAACUGGAGAAAAUGUUUGAGAAGAAGGACCGUGUCAACUUUGUAGUCCAGGAGGAUAGAACCCCCCAACCAAGGCGUGGAGGAAACACUGCCAUGUUAGACAGGAACUUGGGAGAGAAACUGAUGCCAUUUUAUGAGUUCUGUUCUGUGAAGAAGCUCACAGACUGCACAGAUGUUCUGGAAAUAACACAGAUGUUUUUGCCUUGCCCGGAACUUCAGCUGUACAUGCACAGGGCUGUUCCAGCCCUGCAGCAAUAUCUCUACAAGGACAAACCCAAUAUCUAUCAGGAACUGCAGAAGCAGCAUAUAUCCCAAAGACUGGCAGCCAUGCAAUUCUUCAAGGUAAAGUCUCUAGAAGUGAAAUAUUCUUUGAAGCACACCCCAGAUGUCUUUGUCAUUAGAAAUGAAAAGUGUGUGCUGAAAGAAAAUGUUUUCUACUUCCACAUUGAUCACAUCGAGUCCUAUCCAGACAUUAACAAAGAAAUUGCCAAGAUGUUUUCCAACUCAGAUCAAAAAUGCUGCAGGCAUAUUAGGUCUUUUCUAAAUGAGCUUAUAACAGCCCUCACUAAAGAACCCCACACUUUGGAGGAAGUGAUGGACCACAAUGAAUUUGAACCACUUCCAGAAGAUGAAGAGCCUUGGUUUGUCAAGCCUCCAGUAUUUCAGGUUCAGAAGUCUAUGGAGCCAGAAAUAGAAGAAGAAGAAGAUGUGGGUCCAGAUGACUCAGAACCUGUGGGGCAGAGACAGGUGUCACAGACAGAAGAGGGGGAGCCAUGCCUGAAAUCAUGGCCCCCGAUGUCCAACACCCAGGGCACUGCUCAGAACAGAGUACGAAGAGAAAGGGAGGAGAAGCCAACAGAAUCUAAGGUUUGGCCUCCACCUCAGGCCCCAGAUUACAUGAAGAGAGUAAAGGAACUACCAAGUCAGUUCAAGGUCACGGAUGAUGUAAAGCCCACUACUGGAGAUGAAAAUACAUCAAGGGGAGGUAAAUCUUCAGGGGAGGGAACAGUUGGUGGUGAGCUGACCAAAGGAGAAGUUUACGAUAGACAGGAGAGUUCCAAAGAAUCCCAGAAUGCAAUGGUCAGCAGGCAGGACAGUGAUGGAAAAGGGACGAAGAGGAAGAUAUCAGAGAAUGAUACAGAGUCAAAGGGAGAAAACAAGAGGCCAGUGUUGGAUGGAGAAGAAGCUUCAGGGAGUUCACACCAAGGUACAGCAUCACACGGUGGGAGUUCACACUCAACAGCAGACUCCGCCAGUGAAGGUGACAGGGUGAAAGGCGAUGCAAGGAGUCCCAAGGAAUGGACAGGCAAUGACAAAAAGCCUAACAUACAGGAGCAACGUGGGGAUGUGGGGAAUGGGGACAAGGAUAGGGACUCGGAAAAUCCAAGAUCUAGCGGAAAACGUAGACAUCCAACGGACAGCAGCCAGGGCUCUCCACGCAUGCCAGAGUCCAAGAGACUAUUGAUGGAUAAUCCUGCGUGGACUGAAAUGGCCAGUGAUUAUAUUUAUGAAGAAUUGGGUCAAGGUUCAAACCUUAAGGCCCCACCAGAAAUUUUACAAGAUCUAGACCAGGACGAGACAAGCUUGCAGGAAAUAGGUCGCUGGGGUGAGCAAAUGGUCUAUCAAUAUCUACUGCAACAGAAAGAAGCAGACCCUGACAUCGUGGAGGUGAAAUGGUGCAACAGGGAGAUUGAGAAAGGAGACCCCUACGACAUGGAAAUAUCCCGCAAAACAGACUCUGGUGUUGUUCAGACUUUCAUCGAGGUCAAGACGACUUUGACAGAUGACAAGGAUGUUUUUGAGAUUUCCUCCCAGCAGAUUCAGUUUGCCCAGGAACACCGGGAGAACUUCCACAUCUACAGGGUGUUCAAUGCAGGGGACCUGGAGCGCGUGCGAUUGGUGAGAAUCAACAAUAUCAGUCUCAGAAUGGACCAGAAACAGGUCCGGCUGUGGAUGAUGAUUUAGGGCGCAAACAAUGGCAUGCGGUUCUAAAAGAUGAGAUGGAGAUGAAAAAUGUUGGAGUCUUCAAUGCAGCUUUCUGUUCACUCACAAUGAAACAGACAAUGUUACCCAAAAAAACUGCAGCAGAAUUUCUUGUUUACCGUUAAUGAUUAGUUCUACAGAAGUGUUAUAUUGUUGUUUGCCCUUUAAUUAAAUUUUGAACGUAAUAAACUACAGCAGAACUAUAUGUUUACUGUUAGGUUUAACAAUCAUUUUUACCAUUUAGUAAGAUAAAAUAUAAUAAUUGCAGCAGAAUUAUAUGUUUACUGUUAAGUUUAGCUAAAUGACUUUUUUUUUUUAACCAUUUGGAAAGAUUAAUAUCAUGUAUCUUAAUGUGCAUCUUUAAAGUAACAAUGUCUAUGAAUUGCAUUGCAAGUAGAAAAUCAUUGACGCUGUAUCGUAUAAAUUGGGUGCAGCAAGCGGUACGUGAGAGGCAGCAUGUGGAUCAUGCAUAUGUGUUAUCAGUAUAAAUUUAUA
This is a messenger RNA of Magallana angulata, 10066 nucleotides long. RefSeq lists its product as uncharacterized. NCBI's taxonomy places the organism in Eukaryota, Metazoa, Mollusca, Bivalvia, Ostreida, Ostreidae. The coding region runs from base 119 to 9553 and encodes 3144 amino acids. The record is from RefSeq and is a predicted model, not a curated record. The transcript has 35 exons.